AUGAUCGGGCACCGUCUGGCAUUAUGGCGAUGGAAUAGGAGUUAUACAACAGCUGUUGCCAAUGCUGAUGUCGUGGUUUGUGGAGGAGGAAUAUCUGGAACCUCAAUUGCCUAUCAUUUAGCAAAACGGGGAAAGAAAGUUGCACUGGUUGAAAAAGAUUCGAUAGGAUGUUCGGGAGCCACUGGACUCUCCGCAGGGCUAGUCUCUGCACCGAUAUUUUGGCAGGAUACUAGUCUUCAGGCGAUCGCACAAGCCUCUCUCGAUCUGUAUUCUCAUUUGGCCAACACUUGUAAAUUUCGUAUGUCCUUUUCAGAUAAUUUUUUUAACUAUCAUUUUUGUUCAGGAUACGUUAAAUGUGGCAGAACAUAUCUUGCUUCUAGUAUGGCUAAUGAAAUACUUUUGCGGCGAAUGUAUUCGAGAGGUGUCGUGCAUAACGACAAAGUGGAAUUGCUUGAUUGCCAGAGUGAGAUGCUAGAGAGGUGGCCGUUUUUGCAAACUGAAGAUGUUCAGCUGGCCCUCUACUCUCCUGAAGAUGUCGCCCUGGAUCCUGUCGCUCUUUGCCAACAUCUCGCACUGAUAGCUAAAGACCAUGGUGCUCUGAUAUACGAAAGUAAUCCAGUUCUAGAAGUGCAUAUCGGAGAUGAAAAGCAGGUUUAUGGUGUUUCAACGAAGAUGGGAUUCAUUGAGACUAGUCAUUUUGUGGAUGCUGCUGGAAUUUGGGCUGGUAGUCAUCUUGUGAAAGCACUUCCUCACCAGCAUAUUCAAACAGCCGCUUAUCCAUGUACUUAUUCUUAUAUUCAUACCUCAAAGUUGCCUACUGGAUCGGUUAGUGAUAUGACACCUAUUUUCAAUGAUCUUGACGGAAACAUCAUGCUUCGAACAACCUCAUUCAAAACAUUGUGUGCUGGAUUCGCGGAAGAAAGUGUUCGACCACUAGCCAGGCAGACUGGUUCUGCUGCUCCGUGGCAACAUCCGGAACCGGAUUGGAACAUAUUUGACUCCAAUCUUGAGAAGCUCAUUUCACGGUGUCCGAUGCUUGGUGAUUGCAACCACGGUGACUUGAUUGUUGGAAUGGAAGCAUACACUCCUGACAAACUUCCGACGAUCGGUGAAAGUUCUCAAGCAAAAGGUUAUUGGGUCAUGUGUGGAAUGAAUGGUCAAGGACUAUCAUUGGCUGGUGGACUCGGAAAAAUUCUCGGAGAACUUAUGUGUGAAUCGCAGAGUUCCACGGCCGACGUCGCUCGUGUUGAUGUUGGAAGAUUCAUUGACUUACAUGCAAACAGUCAGUACUUGAUAGGAAGAACACCCGAAGUAGCUGCAUUGACUUAUUCAAAUCUAUACCAUUCCCAUCAGUGCCAUACGGCUAGAAAUCUACGCAUGGCUCCGAUUUAUCAUCAGUUGAGAGAUGCUGGUGCUAUUUUUGGAGAGAUUAUGGGCUAUGAGCGGCCGUUGUGGUUUGAAAAAACGCCAAAGUCAGAAAGGAAUGCAUUGAUGAGUGGACAAGAUUCUCUAGUUGGAAAACCAGAAUGGUUUGAAAGGGUCGCCAGUGAAUAUGAGGCUUGUCGGGAACGAGUCGGUUUAAUGGAUAUGAGCAGCUUCACAAAUAUGACAUUACGGUUAGGGCUCACAGUAACAAUAUCAUUCUUUAAUUUUCACUUGCAGGGGGAAGACGCUGUUGAGUAUCUUCAAUUCCUGUGCUCAGCGAACGUUGACGAACCGAUUGGGACAACAGUUUAUACAGGAAUGCAGCACCAGAAAGGUGGCUACGUCACUGAUUGCACUCUCAGUAGACUUGGUGACAAAAAGUUCUUUAUGGUUGCACCCACAAUUCAACAGGAGCGAGUGCUUGUCUGGAUGAAAAAAUGGCAAUCCAUUUUAAAAGCUCGGGUUCAUGUUCAAGAUGUCACUGGUGCUUACACUGCUCUUGAUCUGAUUGGACCAUCAUCUCGUUAUUUGAUGGGAGAUAUCACCGGAUUGUCCAUGAGCAGUAAUGACUUCCCGACGUUCAGAUGCCAGGAGAUCAAUAUUGGAAUGGCGACUGGAAUAAGAGCGAUCAGUGUUACUCAUUGCGGAGAACUUGGAUGGGUCAUAUACAUACCGAAUGAAGUGGCCCAGAAUGUCUACGAGAAAAUUCUGGAAGCAGGAAAGGAAUAUAGUCUUCAACAUGCUGGAUACUAUACUCUACGACAACUGCGUAUAGAGAAGUUCUACGUGUAUUGGGGACAAGAUAUCAAUGCGACUGUAACACCAGUAGAAUGUGGAAGACUCUUCCGAGUCGAUUUCAAGAAAGAUUUCAUUGGUAAGAAAGCACUCGAAGAACAGGUUGAACGUGGUGUGAAUAAGCGCUUCGUGCAAUUGCUUGUUGAUGGGCAUGAUAAAGAAACCGAUCCAUGGCCACAAGGUGGAGAAACUAUUCUCAAAGAUGGGAGACCUGUUGGUUUGACAACUUCUGCUGCAUAUGGAUUCACAUUGGGCUGUCAGGUUUGCAUUGGCUAUGUCGAAAACAAGGAGUUCGGAGUUUCGCCUGAAUUCGUCUCAUCGGGACAUUUCGAAAUCGAUAUCGCUGGAAAGCGCUUCACAUGUCGUCUCAACGUUCAUUCACCGUCACUUCCAAUGAUAUCCAGUGAACAUCCACUUCAUUACAGACCCACACAGUGA
Caenorhabditis briggsae is the source of this 2658-nucleotide messenger RNA. Gene Ontology annotation, cellular component: mitochondrion. The transcript is spliced from 11 exons. Lineage: Eukaryota; Metazoa; Nematoda; Chromadorea; Rhabditida; Rhabditidae. The record is from RefSeq and is a predicted model, not a curated record. Gene Ontology annotation, molecular function: oxidoreductase activity; protein binding. The coding region runs from base 1 to 2658 and encodes 885 amino acids.